This is a messenger RNA of Helianthus annuus (common sunflower), 3991 nucleotides long. Its product is annotated as zinc finger protein BRUTUS-like At1g18910. The transcript has 13 exons. Gene Ontology annotation, biological process: protein ubiquitination; ubiquitin-dependent protein catabolic process. NCBI's taxonomy places the organism in Eukaryota, Viridiplantae, Streptophyta, Magnoliopsida, Asterales, Asteraceae. Gene Ontology annotation, molecular function: ubiquitin protein ligase activity; zinc ion binding. Bases 202 to 3786 code for a protein of 1194 amino acids. Gene Ontology annotation, cellular component: nucleus. The record is from RefSeq and is a predicted model, not a curated record.
AUAAUCGCACGGAGCUUUGAACGGCCAAUGCCAGAGAGAUGAUGUCUGUGACUCUGCAAGGGUCGUUAUAUUCACCACAACUUCCAUGCCUGAACCUCCCUUUGCCUCUCUUAUUCUUCUGGAAGCUUCUUAUGGCCGGCGAAUAGUACAAUUCCGCCUCUCAACUAGAGGCGGAUAUACAGCCUGAAGUAAUCCAUCCUCAUGUCGGUUUCCGUACUUACUGUUAUUCCUGGUGCACGCCUCCGUGAAGCUCCUAUCCUGCUGCUCUUGCACUUUCAUAAUGCUCUACGUCUAGAGCUUGCUUACCUCCAUCGGAUUGUGGUGGAGGCUCUGGACGGCAGGACCUAUGGUCCUGAUUUGAUUCCAGAACUCCGCCGCAGGUUUGAGUUUUUUAAGCUGGUUUAUAAAUAUCACUCUGUAGCCGAAGAUGAGGUGAUUUUUAGAGCUUUGGAUGCGCACGUGAAGAAUGUGGUGUCUGCGUAUACGCUUGAGCAUACGAGCACGAGCGAUAUUUUGGACUCUAUAUUUCAUUAUCUGGAUGUGUUGAAGAAGGAAGAUGAGACGCAUAUUUCUAAGCCGUUUCAAGAACUGGUUUACUUUAUUGGGACAUUGCAGACCAGCAUUUGCAAGCAUAUGGCCAAAGAAGAGGAGCAGGUGUUCCCAUUGCUGACGCAACAAUUCUCAACCGAGGAACAAGCUGCAUUUGUUUGGCAAUUCAUGUGUAGCGUUCCUAUGCUGCUGUUAGAAGACUUCUUUCGGUGGAUGAACUCCUUUCUCUCGCCAGACGAAAGAGAAAAUGUGCUGCAAUGUAUUAAACAAGUUGUACCCGAGGACUUACUUCUGCAAGAGGUUGUAAUAUCCUGUAUUCAAGCAACAGAGCAAACUAGCACUGGGGAGUUAAACAAAAAUGGAAAAGGAUCUUUAUUCCUCAAUGAACGCGCUAACUUCUGGAAGAUUCUAGAAGUGUACACAUCUGAGGGUCAUUCUAUUGAAGCAAUGAAGCCAGAUCAUGCAUAUGCGGUCCAUACUAACGCUCAACAUAAUCCACUGGACCAUGCUCAUAUAUGGCACGGUGCAUAUCAUAAGGGCCUUCUAGAAGCUGCAGACGAUCUAUAUACAAUUCGAGGUUCAAAUGAUCUUUCCGGCCUAGCUCUUGCAGUUGUUCAGCUAAAGUUUUUUGCGGAUGUCAUCAUAUUUUACUGCAACUCAUUGGAUAAACUAUUCUACUCGAUGUGCAUUGAACUGACCGAAGAUUGUCCAGCGCCUUCAUAUCAACGGUUCUUAGAUGACAGUCAAAUUGAAGGUUUACAGUUGUUGCUGUACAGUAAGAGUGAAAAUGACAUGUCAGCAAGGAACUUUGUUGAGAAUCUAUGCGACAAACUCAAAGUAUGUGUUACAGGGAUCCGAAAAUACCUGAAAUUUGUAGAAACCGAGGUUUUCCCGUUUAUUGUUAUGAACUGCAGCCGUGAAAUGCAGUUGUGGCUGUUAUACACCGGUCUUGAGAUGAUGCCACUCGGAUUGCUAAAGUGCACGGUUACUUGGUUCUCAAGUCAUCUAACAGAAGAUGAAUCAAAAUCCAUUCUGCACAGCAUAAAGCAAGGAGGCCUUUUGGUCAAUAAAUCGUUAUCUUCCGUUUUGUACGAAUGGGUUCGCAUUGGUUACUCUGGUAAAAUAUCCGUGGAAAAAUUCAGAGAAGAGUUGCAUGCAGCGUUUGAGAACAGAUGUUCGUUUCUUUCUGAACAAAUCAAGAACACUUCUUCGUUUCCGUACCUGCAAUUGGACACACAACUCAGAAACAGAUCCAACACUUUGUAUUCUAGCGGGAUCAGUUUUCAUGUAUUUUUUCCUCAGAAACAGAAAAUAGCGAAUCAUUUUUCGACAUUUCCUACUGAGAACAAUACCGAAAGUUCAUCCCGUUAUCUAGAGUCGAAACCAGUGGAUCACAUAUUUUUCUUCCACAAAGCUCUCAUGAAGGAUAUAGAACACCUGGUUUCGCUUUCUGCCAACCUGGCAGGAAACCAUGCUUUGUUCACCGAAUUUUACCAACGUUUCCAUCUUUUACGCGUUUUACACAAAACACACAGUGAAGCGGAAGAUGAAAUCGCAUUUCCAGCUUUAGAAGCAAAGGAAAUAAUCCAAAACAGUAGCCAUUCAUUCUCCAUUGAUCAUAAAAUGGAUAUUGAAUACUUCAAUAGAAUUUCAUAUGUUCUGGGUCAGAUUUCUGAGUUGUACGUCGAGACGCUGAAUGGAAGAAUGGAAAUGUAUCGUCAGCUAUGUGUAAAGCUUCACGGCAUGUGUAAAUGCAUGAAUAAAAUGUUGUCUGACCAUGUACGCCAUGAAGAAGUUGAACUGUGGCCGUUGUUUAGAGAACAUUUGUCUCUUAAGGAACAAGAAAAUGUCAUAGGAUGCAUGCUUGGUCGAACACGAGCGGAAACUUUACAAGAAAUGAUACCGUGGCUAAUGUCAUCUUUGACCGCCGAAGAACAAAAUGCACUCAUGUCGUUAUGGCGCAAAGUCACCAAGAACACAAUGUUUGAUCAAUGGUUAGGCGAAUGGUGGGAGGGUAUGAAGGGUUAUGACAUUCCAAAGGUUGACGAGUUAACCGUGUCAACCGAAUCAACUGCUGACAUAUUGGAAAUAAUCUCGAAGUACUUGCCUCAAGGUGUAAACGCAGAUGGUGUUAUACCAAAAGGCGACACAGUUAAUCAUAAAAUGACGCAGUCUGAAACUUUUAGUGAAAAUUAUAAAGAAGUAGAAUCAAGCAAAGACCAAGCAGAUCAUCAUUGUGAAGUCUGCAGUGAGUGUGAUCGGUCAAACACAGAGAUAUUAACCGACACAACUACAAAUUCUGUACUUGUAUUGACUCAAGAGGAACUUGAGGCUACAAUUAGAAGAGUGAACUGUGACGAAACGUUGGAGCAAAAGCAGAAAUCGGUCAUAAUACAGAACCUGAUGAUGAGCCGCUGGAUCAAUACACAAAAGAAAUCUCACCCACAUGAUGAUGCGCAAGAUAACAAUCAAGGUAUUCCAGGUGUUUAUCCAUCUUAUCGGGACUCGCACAAAUUAGUGUUUGGAUGUGAACACUACAAGAGGAACUGCAAACUUGUCGCUUCAUGUUGCAACAAGCUAUACACUUGCAGGCUUUGCCAUGAUGAUGCAGCUGAUCACGUAAUGGAUAGGAAAGCCACAAGCAUGAUGAUGUGCAUGAAGUGCUUGAUAAUUCAACCAAUUGGUCCAACAUGCUCAACCGUUUCAUGUAACAAUCUAUCCAUGGCCCGAUACUACUGCCCCAUCUGCAAACUGUUCGACGAUGAGAGGCAAAUCUAUCACUGCCAGUACUGUAACCUGUGCAGAUUGGGCAAGGGUCUGGGGGUUGACUAUUUCCACUGUAUGAAUUGUAACGCGUGCAUGGGAAAGGCACUUAAAGUGCAUACCUGCAGGGAGAAGUGUCUAGAAGAUAACUGCCCGAUAUGCCAUGAAUACAUCUUCACAUCGAAGAAUCCUGUGAAGGCCCUUCCGUGUGGUCACGUAAUGCAUUCCUCAUGUUUUCAGGCAUACACUUUGUCCAACUAUACUUGCCCGAUAUGCUGCAAGUCAUUGGGAGAUAUGCAGUUGUUAUUUGGGAUGUUGGAUGCAAUGUUAGCUCAAGAGAAAAUUCCUGAGGAGUAUUUGGGCAAGACACAGGACAUUUUAUGCAAUGAUUGUGAGAAGAAAGGAACUGCACCCUUCCAUUGGCAGUACCAUAAAUGCCCUCGUUGUGGGUCAUACAAUACCCGACUUAUCUAACUUUUUGAAGGCUUUCAAUGGUUUUGCAUAUACUUGGAAUCUAUGGUAUUGAAGAAGGAUCAGAUGUGUAUAAAUAAAUAUUUGGCUUGUAUGAAUUUCAAUAAGUCCCCUUGGGAUAAACAAAAACAUUGUGACUGGAGUGGUUAUGAACAAGUGUGUUGUUGGCAAUAUUUAUUUACUAUAAAAGAAUGACAAUAAAUGCAAA